This is a messenger RNA of Olea europaea var. sylvestris, 2613 nucleotides long. RefSeq names its product parathymosin-like. Lineage: Eukaryota; Viridiplantae; Streptophyta; Magnoliopsida; Lamiales; Oleaceae. The record is from RefSeq and is a predicted model, not a curated record. The transcript is spliced from 3 exons. The coding region runs from base 74 to 802 and encodes 242 amino acids. Gene Ontology annotation, cellular component: nucleus.
CAGCUCAAUUUGCAUAUUUCAGACCUAAACAUUACACAAAAAAUAACUGCUAACUGCAGGGAACCGCAGGAAAAUGGUAUCUGACUCGGACCUAAUCACGCGCCUGCACGAGUUCCUUAGCGCGUCUGACCUGAAUACAACGACCACCGCCAUUGUGCGGCGGCGACUCGAGGAUGAUUUCGGCCUCGAUUUGUCCGACAGAAAGGCUUUCAUUAGAGAGCAGGUGGAUUUAUACGUUCAGAGCCAGGUUGAAAACGCAGUAGAAAAUGAAGAAAAUAGUAAAGAAGACAGUGAUGGUGGAGACGGAGAUGCAGCGGAGGAAGAAGAAGAGGUGGAGGAGGAAGAGGAAGAAGAAGAAGAAGAAUCGACAACAGGAAAAACCGCCUCUAAAAAAGGAUCAAAAAUGAAGAAGAAAGAGGUCAAGAGAAGGGGUGGCGGCGGUGGCUUUACAAAACUAUGCAGCCUUUCUCCUCAUCUUCAGAAAUUUACAGGGGUACAAGAAUUGGCUAGAACUGAGGUAGUGAAGCAACUGUGGAGCUAUAUUAGAGAAAAUAAUUUGCAGGAUCCUUCCAAUAGGCGGAAUAUAUUAUGCGAUGAUAAACUGCAUGACCUUUUUGGUGUAGAUACCAUAAAUAUGUUCCAAAUGAACAAGGCCCUUGCAAAGCACAUCUGGCCCUUGGAAUCCAAUGGUGGUAAUGUUUCUAUAAUGCUUGAUCUUUAUUAUUUUGAGCGUCUAAUUUUCCAUUUGACAAUUGUUUUGGCUGCCAAUUCCUUGCUGGUAUGUGGCAAUUUCAGUUUUUAGGUACAUUAAAAUUUAGGGAAAAUUGCUGCUAUGGUACCAAACCUUUCACUUUUAUGUUGACUUGACCUAAACCUUUACUUUGUGGUGCCCAUGGUAGCAAACCUUUUAGAAAUUCGCACUUGAAGUCCAAAUUGAUGGAAAUCGUUAGUUUUACCGUCUUUUUGACUAAAGAAUUGACACUGACCAUAAUUUUGACUAAUUUAAAAAGGAUAAAAUUGUAACUUUACAUUUUUCAAUAAAAAAAACACAAUUAUAAUAUAAUAUAUUGAUAAUUAAAUAAAAAAAAAUCAAACCCAAAAAUACCCCACCCCCACCCAUCCCCUUCUUCCCCACACUUAUCCCAAAACUACUAAUAGCAGCGCUGGCAUCGAAGCCAUCGCCACCCAUCAUACGUUGGUGCCACGGCUCCUUCCACCCCACUCCCUACCUCCGAAAAAUGUUGAGAUUUUCUCACCCACCACCAAAAUCAUUGAAACCUACCAAAACCCCACCCACCAAGCAUCAUUGCUACCAAAAUCGCCAUUGACAGCAACGUUCAAUAAAUGGGGCGUUUGGGUUUCUCUGUUUUUGUGAUUGGGUGGACUAGAAUAGCAUUAAAACCUAUGAAUCUUCUGCAUAGAUGAACAAGGUUAAAUCUCCUGAACAAUAGGUAGAACUCCCUAGAAUAAAUCAAUGAGAAAAGGGAAAAAGGAGCAAGAAAUGAGAAUUGAUUGGACCAUGCUGCAUGUUAACAAUUGUGAUGAAAAUAGUUGUGGGUUGCAUCAAAUUAUUGUCAUUUCUGGAUCUGCACAAUGUCACUUGAAUCGAUUGAAAAUGGGGCGGGAUUGAAUAUUGUGGAGGUGAUUGCUCAGGUCGAUUGGGUUGUUGGCGAUUUUGGUAUUUUUGACCUUGUUUCCCACAAAGCAUUUGUUACAGUCAAGUGGUAAAUUUUGGCAGUGGGGCGUGGUGUUGGAAGGAGCCGUGGUACCGACUUGGGAUAGGUAGUGGUGGCACAGCACAACUGUUAAUGGUUUUGGGAUAAUGGUGGAGAAGAAGGGGAUGGGUGGAGUCUAUGAUGCUUGGACUUGGGUAUGGGGGUACGGGUACGUAUUUAAGUGUCGGAUAUUUUAUUUUCUAAAAUAUAGAAUAUGAAGACAUGGUUAAAAAGAGUCUAAAUUUCAGAUACAGGUAUUUGAAUACGUCUUUCAAGCUUCAAUUUUUUAACUAACCCAAGAUGUCAUUUUGAAUAGACAAAAAUUAAUUGUUCACAAAGAAGGAAAUGAGUAUUGAAUAGAGGUUAAGACGAAUAAAAUAAAAUUUUGAGGUUUAGUUUUCAAUUAUGAGAAGUUAAUUAUUAAGAUGUUAUGCAAAAUAAAAAAUGAGGGACUUGAUUGCAAUUUGAAUUUAAUGAAACAUUAAGUAGUACUAUAUGUAACCCAUUUUCAUUUUAUACAAACAAAAUCCUAAACCACUGAUACAGAUAGGGAAAUAAGGAAAAAAAAGGCAAGAAAAAAGAAAGAAUAAGAAGGGAAAACCUAGCGCCGUAGCCUUUCUCUACCCUCUCGGAAAGAAAAGGAAAAUAAAAAAGAAAGAAGAAGCAGAAACAGCAAAGCUUCCUGUUGAAACUUGGAGGAUCCGACACAUAUUUCAUACACAUACCCGUGUCGGAUUUCAAAGAGUCCAAGCAUCACAGGAUGGAGUGAUUUUUGGUUUUUUGUUUUAAUUUAAUUAUCAAUAUAUUAUAUUAUAAUUGUAUUUUUAUUGAAAAAUGUAAAGUUAUACUUUUAUCCUUUUUAAAUUAGUCAAAUUUAUUGUCAAUGUCAAUUCUUUUC